CCAUUUUGCGAUAGAGGUUGCCCAUCUUGAGAAAUUUCAUGAUCCUAGCCGUAUUCCCCCAGAUUCUCCUCGUUUUGCUCUUUCCGGUAACGCUUUCUUACCAAGAUGCCGUCUGUAACUUUAAAAGAUGUGGAUCAGCAAAAAUUUGUGAAGGCCUUUGCAGCCUUUCUGAAAAAAACUGGCAAAAUGCGUGUGCCAGAAUGGGUGGACAUUGUGAAGACGGCCAAGUUCAAGGAGCUGGCUCCCUACGAUCCUGAUUGGUAUUACAUCAGAUGCGCAGCCCUGGUGCGUCACAUUUAUAUUCGCAGCCCGAUCGGCGUCGGUGCCGUUACAAAGAUCUUUGGUGGACGCAAACGCAAUGGUACUCAUCCCAGUCACUUUUGCCGAUCGGCGGGUGGUGUUGCGCGCAAGGCACUCCAAAGCCUGGAGCAGCUGAAGUUGAUCGAGAAGGCACCUCUUGGUGGACGUAAAUUGACUAGUCAGGGACGCAGAGACUUGGAUCGAAUAGCUGCGCAGGUUAAAGCUAAGAGCAAAAAACAGCUUAAGCUUCAAGAGAUUGUACUUUAAUAUUAUUUUAUGUUUCUAUAAUAAAAUUAGAAAACAUUUAA
Cataglyphis hispanica is the source of this 608-nucleotide messenger RNA. Its product is annotated as 40S ribosomal protein S19a-like. The coding region runs from base 106 to 567 and encodes 153 amino acids. Gene Ontology annotation, molecular function: RNA binding; structural constituent of ribosome. The record is from RefSeq and is a predicted model, not a curated record. The transcript is spliced from 3 exons. Gene Ontology annotation, biological process: translation; ribosomal small subunit assembly. Gene Ontology annotation, cellular component: cytosolic small ribosomal subunit; ribosome. Lineage: Eukaryota; Metazoa; Arthropoda; Insecta; Hymenoptera; Formicidae.